Acanthochromis polyacanthus (spiny chromis) is the source of this 3485-nucleotide messenger RNA. RefSeq lists its product as uncharacterized. The coding region runs from base 171 to 1016 and encodes 281 amino acids. The record is from RefSeq and is a predicted model, not a curated record. NCBI's taxonomy places the organism in Eukaryota, Metazoa, Chordata, Actinopteri, Pomacentridae. The transcript has 4 exons. Gene Ontology annotation, molecular function: serine hydrolase activity.
AAGGAAAGUAAGUACGAGAUGAGACUUAUCACUUGAGCUGUGUUAUGAGUUAGUUGCUCGGUUAGCAAGCUGUUAGCUCUGCACUGCUUGUGUUUCUGGGAAGAGUCCUUCAUAUAUCUUGGAGCAUCCAUAGACACAGACUCAAAGUAGGAAUCCUAACAGACUCUGCUAUGUUGACCAGGAUAGCGCUGAGCAGAGGCGUUACCACCCACCGCCUGUCUAAAAAUGUCACUUUGUACAUGAAUGAGUUAACGUCUCCAGCCUCAGGAUGUCAGGCCCAGAAGUCUGGAGAUCAUAAACCCCUCAUGUUGAUGUUACCAUGGUUAGGUUCCCGUCCUCAAGCUGUGGCCAAGUAUUGCGAAAUCUACUUUCGCACCGGCUUUGACGUGCUUGUAGUGGAGAGUGAGGUCAAAGAGUUCCUGUGGCCUCGCUGGGGUCUGGAUCGUGGAAAGAGCUUGCUGGAGUUGCUCCACAGCGAUCGCUUUGUGUCCCGCCCACUCCUUGUCCAUGCCUUUUCUAUUGGGAGCUACACAUUUGCUCAGCUGCUGAUACAUAUAUCCCAGGACAGACAAAAAUAUCAGGCGCUCACAGAGAGGAUCAAAGGCCAAAUCUAUGACAGCGUGGUGGUUGGUUCCCUGGAUAACAUGACUACAGGUCUAGGCAAGACAGUAUUUCCUCGUUGGGAGAGACUAGUGAAACAAAUAAGCACAUUAUACUUUGCCAUUUUCAAACGCCAGACGGUGGACUACUUCGAUAUGGGCAUUGAUACAGUUAAGAACAAUCCCGUCACUGCUCCUGCACUGUUCUUCUUCUGCAAAAAUGAUGUGAUGAGCGACACAAAAACUGUGGAGGAAUUGAUUGACUUCUGGCGGAAGCAAGGGAUAGACGUCAUGGCAAAGAAGUGGGAGAAUUCAACACAUGCAGGUCACCUAAGGAGACAUCCACAGGAAUAUCUCAGCACCCUGGAGACGUUCUUCCACUCACUCCACAUUGGUCCACUGAAGGCGAAAAUGUAACACAGUUUCAUUAUAUCCUAAUGGGGAAGUUGUCUUGACUUUACUUGUUUUCUGUGUUUCAACCUCAAAUGUUUGUUGUCUUUUGAUGUGUGACUGGAUGGACUUAGAGUAAAGAUGCAGUUGUGUUUGGUUUUAUUCUCAAAACAAGACUCGAGGUUAUCCUACUCUGGACACAUUUAGGAUAUUUUUAUGUGUAAUUAUAGUUUAUUAUAAUAUUUGAUAACCUGGCAAUUGAAAUAUGAAUUUAAAUGAGACUCUUUUAUAUUUAAAAAAAAAAAAUCAGUGUUCUUUAAACUGGAUGAGAGUGACAUCUGGUGGUUUGCACGUUAUAUAGCAGACCUUCAAAACUGAAGCGACAGUACCUGAGAUUCAGUCUUAUAUCUGGAAAAUAUGUCCGUGAAUACUGCAGGCUUUGUGAUAAAUUACUUUUUCUUUUUUUAGUAUACAAGUAUUGUUUGUAAGUGCUGCAGUAAAUGACAUGAAAAUUCCCCACGGUGAUGUAUCACUUAUCCUAUUGUCUGACCAGCAAGAUAAAAUUCAAAGAUAUUCUGUUUCGUUUCAUGUGUCCCCCCAGAAAAGCAUCAGAUAUUCACAUUUAAGUUGCUGGAACUAGCAUAAUUUGACAUUUUCUUCAUUACUUAAUUAGCUGUCAAAAUAGUUCCGUUGACCAAUUUCUUUGUAUGACUGAAUCUCAAACCUAAAUGUGACUGACUCUUAAAAGAGCAAGGUAAACAUGUGAUUCUAUUAUUGUUUAUGAAAACAGUGACUAAUAUCUACAUAAACAUGUGAAACAAGACCCAAACUAUGCUGGGCUUGUUCUCCAAACACUGAAGUUGACCGUAAACCCCAGUUUACUGUGUUAAAUACUGUUGUGAAGUUACAUUUCCCCAUUUGCUGCUGCUUUGAGAGACAUGGACAAAGAGGGGUACAAGCACAGAAGCAAUUUUAUUCAUGUAGCACAUUUUUAUUGCAGGUUAACUCCAUCAGCUUUACUAUAAAGUGCUGACAGCAUCAAGCAACCUGAGAAUGUUACACGAGUACGGAAAAUGGACUAAUUUGUUUGGGUUUUAAAAUACUGAAAAUAAUAUUUAAAAUUCCUGAUUCACUUAGAAAUAUACAUACAUAAUUGCAAAGAGUGUUGUGUGAUCAAAAACAUGAGUCCUUAAAGUAAAAUGUCCAGAACUUGAGAUGGUCAUGUUUUUACGUUUUGUAUAGCAAGAAUGACUUGAAACAUUUGUGGUCAAUUCAAUUCAAUUUUCUUUUAUUUAUAUAGUGCCAAUUACAAUUCAGAUUGUUUCAAUGCGGUUUACAGAAUCCAUAUGCCUGAACCCCCAGAGCAAGCCCUAAGGCAACAGUGGCAAUCUUAUUUUUUCUCAGGAAAUAAACAAUUUCUGCUUUGAGUUAGUUACAUAUCGAAACCGCACAUUGACAUUUCUCACAAGAGUAUUGUUGUGAGAGUGGAUAUAGGAAACAUAAUUGUGGUAUACAGUAUUGUUUUUCAUUUUCCACUUUCCGGGUAAUGACUAUAACAUCUUGUAUGCAAUCAGAGCUGACAUUUACAAUGCUAACUCUGAAAUCAUUGUAAUUGUACAUGCACUUUUUUAUUUUCUAUAAGUCGUCAAAUGUUUUUGAGAACACAAUUCCUCAUAUUUACAAGGACCAUUAAAUCUUUAAAUUUUGUAUCAACUUGUAGGAGAAAAAAAAAUCUUUAUUCCACCCUGUUGGAGCUAGUUAACAGUGCUGAACUCGUGCCAUAUGAGGCAGAAGAACAGUACCAUUUUACACUGGAUGAACUGUAAGAUAACGUUAUCCUUACUGUUAUCUUUUAUUUAUGUAGAUUCUGUAUGUUUAUUAUGCUGCUGGUUUCUUGAAUUUCCUUUGGAAUCGGUAAAAUACUACUAUUUACCCAUUGCCAUGACACUCAGUGCCUUUAAUAAUGUGGCUCUUAUUAUAACAGUUGCAAGUUUUUUUGGUGAUAGUUUUCAUUAACACUAAGUUGUGAUGUCAGUCAGUUGGAUUGAUGUUUGUUAGAGUACAUUUUCAUAAAGAUGUAUUGCUAUUGAAGCUGGUAGAUGAUUGUUGGUGGUGUCUUAUCUACCAUAAUAAGUGUGCUGUAUUUGUUUGAUUGUUUUUGCCUUUUUUAGAUUCUUGCCUACUGUAAUGAAGUUCUUUCAUCAAUAUCAGGCCGUCUGCUACUUUAUAUCAGUCAAUCUCCAAGGUGCCUGAAUAUUCCUCAGUGAUAAAUCUCUUUAAAUGAUCAGUGCUUUCACAAAAUACCAAACUAGCAGGACUUGAAAAUUGUAAAUGUUUAGCAGUUUCAGGUGAUGGUUGAACAUCAAAUGGGACCUGCUAUAUCAUGUAAUAAAAGCAUUGUUUUCAUGACUUGAACAUUUGUCAUAUGUGCCAUAACAGUUUAUGUCAACAUGUUUUCCUUGUAUGCAGUUUGAAAAUAAAUAUGAAGACACCUUA